Rotaria socialis is the source of this 1062-nucleotide messenger RNA. Lineage: Eukaryota; Metazoa; Rotifera; Eurotatoria; Philodinida; Philodinidae. The record is from the annotation of a GenBank genome assembly.
AUGCCACUAUCCUUCAAGUUGGUUGUCUGUAUUACAUCUACUGCACUCUUUGACUGCAGCGCGUCUCACGAAAUAUGGUUGAAUGAAGGACUUGAAGCCUAUCAAGCGUAUCAGUGUGCCAAUAUCAAGGUACCUCUUGAACCUGGGGUUGGAUUUCCAUUAGUCCGAUCUCUAUUGGACUUGAACAAAGCAACUGGUAAACAGCUGAUUGAUGUCGUUCUCGUAUCACGUAAUGAUGGAGAGUCAGGAGAACGAGUGCGAAACUCCAUCACUCAUCACAAUCUUUGCAUUAUGCGCAUGUCAUUUACUGGUGGCACCGAUGUCACCAGAUAUCUUUCAGCUUGGAAAUGCGACCUUUUCCUCUCCACUGAAGAAAAUCAAGUGCGUAAAGUAUUGUCGACAACUGGAUCGGAUGCAUUUAAAGGAAUAGCAGCUGGUUUAGUUUGUCCGCCGAUUAACGAAACGGCAUCUACUAAGUUCAAUUUGCCAGAGACUUCUGACAACAACAAGACUACGCUUGACAACAAUGUGCCUGUAUCUCCGCAGUCAUCUCCAUGGCCAGAAGGUCAACUUCGUAUCGUAUUUGAUGGAGAUGGUGUAUUGUUCUCUGAUGAAGCGGAAAUCGUUUAUCAAAGAGGCGGAUUGGACGCUUUUCGAGAAAAUGAACAAAAUAAAAAGGAUAUUCCGUUGCCAAAAGGUCCGAUGCACAUGUUUGCUAUGAAGCUUCAGGAAAUACAAGAAGAACUUGGAAAGGACAAUAGGGCGAUGCUGCGUACUUUCUUGGUCACUGCUCGGGACCAUGUAGUUACCAAACGACUGUUCCGCACUCUAACAGAAUGGAAACUCAAAAUUGACGAAAAACACUUCGUGGGUGGGCUAGACAAGACGCCUUUCUUGUGCGCCAUCGAUCCAGCAAUCUUCUUUGAUGACUCAAUUGAACAUAUUGAGCGUGCCAGGCCGUAUGUACCAACUGCAUACGUUAUCUAUGGUGCUAAAAACAACGCAGCUGCCGCCCCUCAAAUUCUGCCAAACGUAGCACAACCUACGGAAGAAGUAGACUAA